This is a messenger RNA of Dentiscutata erythropus, 123 nucleotides long. NCBI's taxonomy places the organism in Eukaryota, Fungi, Glomeromycota, Glomeromycetes, Diversisporales, Gigasporaceae. The record is from the annotation of a GenBank genome assembly.
AUGGUAGCAGUUAAUGAAUUGGGUGCUCGAUCUAUUAGUAUUCAAACAACAGGAAACAAAAACUCUAACUUUACAAUAGCUAAUUUUUCAGGAUGGAUGAAUGAAGAAGAAAUGCUUUAUUAG